Molecule: messenger RNA, 3464 nt
Organism: Brassica rapa (field mustard)
Lineage: Eukaryota; Viridiplantae; Streptophyta; Magnoliopsida; Brassicales; Brassicaceae
Product: putative zinc transporter At3g08650
Biological process (GO): zinc ion transmembrane transport
Cellular component (GO): membrane
Molecular function (GO): zinc ion transmembrane transporter activity
Source: RefSeq, a predicted model, not a curated record
AUUGAGCUCUCAUACAUGUCCAUCUGCCUCAACCUUCCCCAUCAGUCUUCUUCCCUCUUUUGCUUCAUUCCCGUUGCUCUCUCCACUGUUGCUGCUUAUUGAAUCCGAAUGAUGAUUCCCUGAACGGUUUGGCUGGAUCUUGGACGAGGCUUGUCUGAUGGUCUGGGUGCACAUGCACCCACUAUUUUUUUUGUAUUUUCAUUUUUUUUUUGAAACUUUUGUAUUUUCAUAUUUUUCUAAGACAAAGUUACAUAAUAGUUAAGUUACAAAAAGAAGAAGUUACAUAAUAGUUAGAUAAUUGUGAAAAAACUCCUACCCAUUAAUUAUUUUUCGUUUACCAAAUAUUUCAAUGAGUUUUGAAAUGAUAAAAUCCAAAUUUAUUCCUCUGAAUAUAGAUCACUCGAACCAUCAUUUUUACGAUAAGUCGAUCGUUUUGUGCAACGUGGUUGCAUGCACCAAUUUUUUUUUUUUAAACUAGCUUCUGCAUGCACCAAAUUUUAGCAAAAAAAAAACGUGGUUGCAUGCAGCAUGCUUCAUGUGAAAAGUUUAUUUUUUUGAUAAAAGAAAAAAGAUUCAUGUGAAAGUUUAUUGCAUAGACUCUUGCUUUCUUCUUCUGUUUAAGACGGAUCAGCUUAUAACAAUAUCCAUUGUUGAUUAUUAUAAUAUGAUCCAAUGAUAAUACACAUGUACUAUAUAUUACAAAAAAAUAAUAAUAAUACACAUGUACUAUAAUAAUAUCGACAGCAAUGCGACAUCGUUACAUAUUUAUAUCAUAUCCAGCUUUAGUCGACAUUGUCACAUUUCGUCAUUUUAACAAAUUAUCUGUACACAAGAUAAAUUUGCUAUAUUUUGUAGUAGUUACGAUUUUGUGCAUAAAAAAAGUAGUAGUUACGAUUUUGGAACUAGAAAUCGAUUUCAAAACCAUCUUGUAAUAUUGGGAAACGAUUUGUUGUAAGUUAGUUGAUAAAUAUAUUAAGGUUCGGAUAUGUUGAUAAAUAUAUGCCGAGCUUAUAACGAUUUUCCUAAUCAUAAUUAGCUUCCUAAUAAGAAGCUUCGAACCUAACAAACUCCAGGUUAAUUUCACCCUUUUUUACAAAAUUAAUCGACUCGUUCCGAAGAUUAACAAAACUUGAGGGACCUUAUUUACAAUUAUUUAAUAAUAAAAUAAGAUUUUAUUGAAAAGUGUAUAAAUCAGAGGACUUUUGUCUGUUAUAAUUUGACUUGAUUGACUCCUAAGCGUUAGGGUUCGGUUCCUUCUUCUUCCUUUUGUCAAACGUUUUCUCAAUCAUCCCCUUGACUACACAUCGCCAAAUCCUCCUUCAUUGGCUGUGCUCAUCCCCAACGAAUCCAACAUUCUCCGAGCUUCGAUUUCCUCCUGUGCUGGAAACAGUCAUCUCCUCUUGAUGCAGUUUUGAUUCUACAACGCCUUUGGAGUUUAUUCGAUUUCAUUUAAAUUUGAAAAACUUGCGCCAAAUCAAAUGAUGCAUUCAGGCUACAAAAAGCUUCUGCUGCUUCUAUUCUUAUUCAUCGCUAUAUUCAUUAAGAACACUAACGGAGACACUCAGGAGGAGAUCUCGCAUAAAGCAAGAGCUUCUCCUGAUGGAAACACUGGAAGAAACGUUAUAGACGGAAGCGGUGUUGAGAAAGCCUUACAUGACAUUGGAAUGGGUGAGAAGAGAGGCAGCAGUCACAGCAAAGUCUCAGUCUCAACAGUUGUAUUGUUCACCUUGGCAAUGGCUGCCGCCACUGGGCUAGGCGCAGUGCCCUUCUUCUUUGUUGAGCUCGAUCCUCAGUGGGCUGGAAUAUGCAAUGGCAUGGCUGCUGGUGUGAUGUUGGCCGCUAGCUUUGAUCUUGUAAAGGAGGGGCAAGUGCAUGGUUCUGGAAACUGGGUUGUUACUGGGAUUCUAGCCGGUGGGUUGUUCAUUUGGCUCUGCAAGCAGUUUCUUGAACAAUACGGUGAGGUUAGCAUGCUGGAUAUCAAAGGAGCAGACGCAGCGAAAGUUGUUCUCGUUAUAGGGAUCAUGACACUUCAUUCUUUCGGGGAGGGGUCAGGGGUUGGUGUAUCGUUCGCUGGCUCAAAGGGUUUCAGCCAAGGGCUUCUGAUCACAUUGGCAAUAGCCGUUCAUAAUAUUCCAGAAGGAUUGGCUGUUAGCAUGGUGCUGACGUCAAGAGGCGUCUCUCCACAAAACGCCAUGCUCUGGAGUAUAAUCACAUCUUUGCCUCAGCCUCUCGUUGCUGUGCCAGCUUUUUUAUGUGCUGAUGCAUUUAGCAAGUUCUUGCCCUUUUGUACUGGAUUUGCCGCUGGGUGUAUGGUCUGGAUGGUUAUUGCUGAAGUGCUUCCUGAUGCAUUCAAGGAAGCAUCUCCAUCUCAAGUAGCAUCUGCAGCCACGAUAUCAGUAGCAUCCAUGGAAGCUUUUAGCACUCUUUUCGAGAGUUUCACACAUGAUUACAACUCGGAGGAUGCUUCUGGCUUCUUCGUUUCACUCCUCUUUGGUCUAGGCCCAUUGCUUGGGGGAGGGUUUCUGGUUGCAUCGGCACUCACCUUCCGUCUCCAGCACGCUCUCCUCAUGGGAGUAGCCUCAGGCAUUGCCUUUGUCCUCGGUCUCUGGCGUCCGCUUCAACUACUGCUCUCUGCAAAAGUGGGACUCAUCCCUCUGGUUACUCUACUCGCGUUUGGAGCCGGGCUGAGCCAUGUCACUAGCUCAACCAUCCUGAACAUUACUUCUCGGAAGAAGUCUCGAGCUGGCAGUUUAAUCUCUCCAGUAACUAAUUUUCCAACGAGUAUGAUAACACUUCAAUCAUUAUUAGCGUGUGGAGCGGUUGGUUUCCACGCAUUAGCCGAGGGGCUCGCUCUUGGAGUGGCUGCUCCAAAGGCGUAUGGGCUAGGCAGACACAUGGUGCUCCCAGUUUCCUUACACGGGCUGCCAAGAGGGACAGCGGUUGCAAGCUGCGUUUUCGGUGCUACAGAUAGCUGGCACGCAGCUCUUGCGGCGGCUGCUUUGAUUGGGUUUGUGGGACCUGUGUCAGCCAUAGGGUCUAUACUAGCCGGGAUAGAUUACAGUGGGCUUGAUCAUGUGAUGAUGGUGGCGUGCGGUGGAUUACUGCCUAGCUUCUGGCAGGUGGUGAAGAGAGCGGUGAAGUUAGAGAGAAAGAAGGGGAGUGUGGGGAUGGUGCUGGGAGUAGCGUGUGCGGUUGUGUGUCUGACUUUUACUAGACUGGUGUGCUUGCAUACGCCUUAUUGCAACUCUGCACCUGAGGCUGUUAGGUGAAUGAUUCUUGAAAGCAAGAGCCACCUCUUGUGAACUCUCUUUUUUCUUUUCUUUUUAUGUUGUAAGAUAUAUCUUUUCUUUGUGAAUAAACGAACUCAUUAGUUUUAUUUGGCAGAAUGAACCAUUAACAUUUACGUUUUUGUGCAAGUAAACCAUUGAAUCUAUAGAUAUUAUGAGCAACAUUUUAUUUGUCAA